GACAUUUCAUAAUAUUUUGACAUAUAAUUUUGAAAUUUUUCGUUCACAAAUUCAUUGUAACGUGCCAAUAAAUUCGUCGAAAAAAGGAAUAAUGGACACAAAUUAAAUGAUGCCCUAUGAGCCCAAUGAAUCACCAGAAGCCAGCAUCAGCACUCAAUCCAGCUCAGACCAAUAUCUAGAUAGAUACCCGUACAAAAAGCCUAAAAUACCAGCUCUGACCGAACGGUGGAUAAAACGCAUAGAGAAAGCUAAAAUAAAAUUAGAAUGGCAAAAAGAUUAUCAAAAACGUCACGAUAAGAGAAUAGCAAUGAGCAAGCACCCGCGACCAUGCCUGGAAUGGUACGAGCCCAAAAAGAAGAAAAAACCGCUGCCUCCGUUGGAUUGCGGCCAGCCGUCCAAGCCCAAGCCGCCCAGGCCGCCGCCGAUGGAAGAAUGCUGGCAAACGCCCAAGCCCAAGAAACCCAAGCCUCCGCGCGUCGACGAGUGCGGGCAAAUCAUCAGGCCCAGACGCAAGCCGGCCAAGAAGCCCGCCACCGGCUCCACGUCCACCAAAAGCUCCGCCUCCACGUCGGCUCGCAAGCCCAAGCGGCAGGAAUGGGUGCCGCCUAACCGCGGCAAAUGCUACCCGCCGGCGCCAGACCCCAAACCGAAGGUGAGGUACUGCGCCAAGGAGAACCCCUGCUGCAGCAAGCUGGAGGGCAGGCCGCCGCCGAUCAUCAAAAAGGUGGAGAACUACCCGAAGAUACCGGUACCUCCGGAUCCGCCUCUGCCCGACAACGUUUACUACUGCAAGGCGCAGCUCCACUGCGACACCCCCGACGAGGAUUUCAGGGACGUGCAGAAGGGGACGAAAACGAAGAGGAUAUGCAUGCACGGGGCUGCGAGGUACCGUCCCCCUAAAAAGGGCCCUCCGAAUUGUUAA
Phyllotreta striolata is the source of this 922-nucleotide messenger RNA. The record is from the annotation of a GenBank genome assembly. Lineage: Eukaryota; Metazoa; Arthropoda; Insecta; Coleoptera; Chrysomelidae.